AUGCCUCCUUCCGAAAGUUUGAAUUCAGAAUUGGAAAUCUACGACUACCGACAUCCCCUUUACAUUGGCGAUUGGAGAAAAUCUAUCGCUUACCUUGAUGAAGAUUUUGCCAGAGAUGAUUUGGAUGAACCUCAUAUGAAGCGUAGGAUAACCAUCUUGAAGCAAUACCCAGAAAUCGAACAAUUAUACGGAUACGAUAUUAAAACGGUACCCAUCACCAUUCUAGUCGCCCUGUUGCAAAUUCUCUCCGCAUAUGUAUUUGGGCGCAUUGUAUUGGAUAGUAAUUGGUUGAUGACCAUAUAUUCCUUCGUCGUUGGAGGAUCGAUGACUCAGCUUAGUUUUGUCAUCAUUCACGAAGCGGCCCAUUGUCUCGCCGCUCCAACGCGAUGUCAAAAUCGAAUUGUUGGACUCUUGGCGAAUAUAACGAUUCCUUUACCCGUGGCAAUGUCAUUUCGUCGAUAUCAUUUGGAGCAUCAUGUAUUCCAAGGCGUAGAUGGGCUUGAUCCCGAUUUACCUUUAGAUUGGGAGAAGAGGUUCAUUCGCGGUAACACCUUUUUGAAGCUAUUGUGGCUUAACCUGUACCCAGUGAUCUACCUCCUCCGUAACGUCUCAAACUUGAAAAGUCCCCAGUUCUGGGAAUACAUAAAUUUUAUCUUUACCGUCAUCAUAGACGUUCUCAUAUAUUACCUUUGUGGGGUGAGGGGGUUACUCUAUUUAUUCCUAUCAAUUUGGUUUGGGUAUAGCAUUCAUCCCGCGGCGGCUCACUUCAUUCAAGAACAUUAUACGUUUGAUGAUGGGCAAGAGACAUAUUCUUAUUAUGGGACUUUAAAUAGUAUUUUCAUGAAUAUAGGUUAUCACAAUGAACAUCAUGAUUUCACGAGGAUCCCGUGGUCCAAAUUACCAGAAAUACGUCGGAUAGCGUCUGAAUAUUACGAUGAUUUAUCUUAUCACACAUCCUGGUUUAUGGUGCAUUGGAAUUUUGUCACCAAGAGACAAUUUGGACCGCAAAGCCGCGUAAGAAGGAGCGUGCAAGAUCACAAAAAAGGUCGCAAGAUGUUAGGUGUAUUGAAAAAAGCUUUAUCAGAAGAAUGA
Molecule: messenger RNA, 1092 nt
Organism: Funneliformis mosseae
Lineage: Eukaryota; Fungi; Glomeromycota; Glomeromycetes; Glomerales; Glomeraceae
Source: the annotation of a GenBank genome assembly